AAAAUACACGUGUCCCCGUGGAAAUAAGGCCCCACGUGGAAGCAGAGGAACUAACACUUCAACAAAAAUGUGAUGGAAUCAUGUUCCAAUGAGUUCACACUCAAGACAAAAGGGGACUUUGAGCUGCACAAUGGAAUAAAGGCACACUAAGUUUAGGGCUGCAAAUAACACGGACUGUGGGGGAUACUUGUUUCUGAACAUCCAGUGCUGCCCCCGUCUGGUCACAGCGUGGAAUAAGGGCUGUGUUUGACGGUUCACCCCCACCAGGCUGCUGCUCGCAGAUGGAGGCCCACCAACACUCUCCAGACAGCAGCAGUGAGGAGUGCACCGUCCUGGAGGCUCCACCCGGCAAAAACAGCUGCCUGCAACAUGCAGGGAAUGUGGCAGAACUUUACUGUUCCGCCUGCGAGUGUGCACUGUGCGAGGACUGCCAUCCUGAACACGACGAUCACCCCAAGGUGUCACUCAGCCAGGCUCUGGAUCAGCACCGCAGCUGCCUGCAGGACAGGCUGGAGGCCGUCCAGAACAGACUCCCUCCGAUUUCAGAUGCCCUGUCCUUCGUCAAGGAGAUCCUCCAGCAGCUGACCAAUCUGAGGGCUUCCAUCGAAGAGGACAUCGAGUCAAGCUUUGAAGACCUGCACAAGCAACUGGACGUCCGGAAGAGUGUUUUGCUCAUGGAGCUGGAGGUCACGUGUGGACUAAAACAGAAGGUCCUCCAGGCGCAGAUAGAUAGCCUCAGUCGGGGAGAGGGUGACAUCGCUGCACUUUGUAGCCAGAUGGAGGAGGCUCUGGCUGGGGAGGCCUGCGUGGCGAGCCUGCAGGUGGAGCAGGAGCUGGGGGAGAGGUUGUCCGGGCUGGUACACCACGACUUUCCAUGUCAGCCAGAGGAGAAUGACCAGCUGGAUCUGGUGAUGGAGACUGACGGACUGAGGAAGUCCAUACACAACCUUGGGACCAUUGUCACGACCAGUGCGGUGGCAAGCCAGAGUGAAGCUAUGGGUGCUGGUCUGCAGCAGUACAUUGUAGGGCAUCCUGCCUCCGUUACCAUAGUAACAAGAGACAAGUCAGGGGGAGCCUGCAAGUCCGGCAACGCGAUCCUCUCAGCUGAGGUGUUCACCCCUGAUGGCAGCAUAGUGGAUGGGGAAAUCGUAGACCACAAGAACGGCACAUAUGACUUUGUGUACAUGGUGCCAAAGGAGGGCAACUUCUCACUGGCCCUCCGUCUGUACGACCAGCACAUCAAAGGAAGCCCCUUUAAACUGACUGUUUCCAGGGCCAUGGAGGUGGAAGUAGAGGUGUCCCCCUCCACCACCACAGCAACCAACUCAGCAGCCAACGCCACCCCAUCCACAGGCUCCUCUGAUGGGGCCAAAAGACGAGGGAAGUCACCUGGGCAGAAGAAGAAGGGCUCCAAAAGAGCUAGCAGCGCCCUGGGAACCCCACGACGCAAAACACAGAACCCCAUCGAGGACGAUCUCAUCUUCAGAAUUGGAACAAAAGGAAGGAACAAAGGAGAGUUCACCAACCUUCAAGGAGUGGCUGCGUCGUCCAAUGGCAAGAUACUGAUCGCUGAUAGCAACAACCAGUGCGUCCAGAUUUUCUCCACUGAGGGGGAAUUCAAGAGUCGUUUUGGGGUGAGGGGACGGUCUCCAGGGCAACUGCAGCGUCCCACGGGUGUAGCUGUGCACCCCAGUGGUGACAUCAUCAUUGCCGACUAUGACAACAAGUGGGUCAGCAUCUUCUCCUCUGAGGGCAAGUUCAAGGCAAAGCUUGGCUCUGGCAGACUCAUGGGGCCAAAGGGCGUGUCCGUGGACCAGAACGGUCACGUGAUUGUGGUUGACAACAAGGCAUGCACCGUCUUCAUCUUCCAGCUGACCGGCAAGCUCAUCAGCAAGUUUGGCAGUCGAGGCAACGGUGACAAACAGUUUGCAGGUCCACACUUUGCAGCAGUGAACAAGAACAAUGAGAUCAUUGUGACCGACUUUCAUAACCACUCUGUCAAGGUUUUCACACCAGAAGGAGAGCUGGUGUUGAAAUUUGGCUCAAACGGCGAGGGCAACGGUCAGUUCAAUGCCCCCACCGGUGUUGCUGUGGACGUGAAUGGUAACAUCAUCGUAGCCGACUGGGGCAACAGUAGAAUACAGGUGUUUGAUGGCAGUGGUUCCUUCCUCUCCUACAUCAACACUUCAGCGGACCCUCUGUAUGGACCACAGGGUCUCGCUCUGACCUCAGACGGACACGUGGUCGUGGCUGACUCGGGCAACCACUGCUUCAAAGUUUACCGCUACCUGCAGUGACGGCAGCGCGGGGCGGAGAAGUGACGAGGAGAGACACGACGCACGCAAGUUAAACUCUGGGAAUUGUUGCAUGAGCCUCUUUUGCUGACAUGAGCGAUGGAUAGAAGGAAGGAAGGAAGGAAGGAAACAAAGAAGAAGGAAUAGCAGAGCCAUCAUUACAUCACAAGACUACAAUGGAAACAAAAGUUGUCUGAUGACUUCGAACAAGUAAAUAUUUAAAAAGUGAGACAAGGACUAUUUUCAGAGGCAGAUACAAUGAAAUUUGCCUUUGUGCAAAUUGGAGAUAUGUCGCAGUGUCGGAUGCAGGAAUUAUGGAAAAGGUAAGGAGUAGAAACUGAUCUAAAAAUGGAUUGUUGACGUCAAAUUCUAAAAGCCCCUCUUUUAAUACCAGGUUGUGGAUUAACAACAUGUCAGAACAGGAAUGAGGAUUGUUAGGAUUUAACUGACGUCACAAGUUAUGAUGCAGGACAUGACGUGAAAAGAUUCAACCCAUUUUAUUGCUGUUUCCUGGGAAAAUGAAUGAGGUGGUCUUUAAAGUGAUGCUGACAGUGUCUCAGAUAAGUGGUAAUAGUUCAGGUUUAUUUGAAAUAGUGGUAAAAUGAGGUACUGACAUAUAGUGAGCGGUGACUGUGCUGUGAGUGCCCCAUACACUGAGGAGAAGCCUGAGACACGAAGGUUUGGUCUCAGUGAAAAAAUGGCUGCCAGUGGGGACAGAUUUUAGCAACUUAACAAAAGACAAUCAUAAUGAUUCAAAGUUAACUUAAGCUACAAUAACUUAAGAAUAUGUUCACUGCUGGUUGGAAAGAGUCUUUUUAAACAAAGAUUUGAAGUUUCUUUGCAAUUAUCUUGCACCAAAGUCCAUAGAGAAAAUCAGUGAUUUUAGCUCGCAGGGACAAAGCAGCUGCUGGUCUACUGCUGCCCCGUGUGGUCAGUUUGUGUCACUGAUGUAAACCUAAACAAAGGUUUUAAAACACACAAGUCACAAUAGAUUUGAAGUUACUGAUGGAGGCCUCAGUGGAUCAACAGCUUGUGUGCUGUGAUGUUAAAAUCACUGAUUUAAAAUUUUCUGGACUUUGGUGUGGGAGAGUGAGUGGUUUACAAAAUGAUGCGAAUUUCUGUUUCCUGCCAGGAAAAUACUGUUAAAUGCUAGACAUUAACAGUGAACGUGUUCUUAAGAUGUCAUAGACUUAGGCUGACAUAGAUUUAAUUGUUGAGUCAUUUGUUAAUUAGCAAACAUUUUUUCCAUAUGUUAGUACCGUGUGGCAGCACCUCAGACAAACCUGAACUAUCCCUUUAAGAGGAUGUCACUCUGGGCAUGUCACGUCAACUCAGACACGGGUCUCUGUUAGCGAGUUGUACAUGGUUUGUACAUUCAGAUUGUCCAAAUACGGAAUGUUGUGUUUUUAGCCACAUGCUAGUAUUAUUUUUAAGUCUUAAGGUGCGUUCACACCAAACAGGAAGUAGUGAAACUCCAUAUCUCACGCCACUGACCAUCAACUAAAAGUUCACGCAAGCCAGCAAUUGUUGCUGGGAGAGAAUUUGUGGGUUGUGUUGACUCGUUGCAACAAACGAUUAUUUUUGUAACGAUUAACGUGUUGAUUAUUUUGUAGUUUGGUUCAGAAAAUGUCAGAGAAUGUUGGUCAUUUUUUCCCAAACCUGGAAAUGAAGAUGUGCUCAAAUGUCUUGUUUUGUCCACAAACCAAAAAUGAUUCAGAUUUAAUGAUUUCUUUGCUGAGAAAUCAGAAAACUUGCUUUCAUUAAUUGAGAGACCUGUUAAGAAAUGGAUGAAUUGUUACAACUCUAAUAGUGGAUACACAAAAAUAAGCUUGCGACCAAACAAACAUACAUGUGGAGCAAAAUAGCUGAUUUUCCAUUCUUGUCUGGUUUGAACGCACAAUCAGGGAGCUGCUCGAUUACAACUGUGGUCAUCGGAAUGAACGAUCCCUUGUGUGUGCUUAACGCCAUCAUCUCUGCUUAGAUUAAGGAUUUGUAUAUUUUUUCUUGAGAAAUAUUACGAGGAGGAAACAAAUUCUAUAAAUCUAUCAUAUAUAUUUGUGAGAAAACAUUUAUUAAUAAUAAUAAUAACAACAACAACAAUAAUUAUAAGUGAGUGCUCAGUAACAUUUUUGCACUUGUUUCUGCUCGCUGGGGUAGAAGGGGAGGCCACCAGCAAGGAUUCUGGGAUGUUCUGUCGCUUAAUAGUACCAUUACAAUCUGCCACAAAAGAGUUCCUCAGUGUUCCAGACGCAUGCCUCUGUAAUAUGUGAUUGGUGACAUCAAACAAACCUCAGUUCAGAUCUGUACGCUCAUGAAUUAAAACUAGCAUCCUCACACGCAAACACAUUUACAGUCAUGUCAUUAAAAGGUGUUGUUAAAAAAAAAAAAGACUGCAAGGCUGCAAGGCAUCCACGUCAGCCCUCACUGGACAGAUUUUAAGGGACAGUGCAAGUGUUUUGAAGUGUGGUUGGAUAAGGUACGGUCACAUGUUCAGCACUGACUGUGCUGUGAGCACCCCCUGUGCCGAGAACAAGUCUGAGAUGCAAAGGCUUACUCUAGAGCGAGUGGAACGGUUUGGUUUGGUUUGGUACAGUACAUUUCUUUUGCAUUUCCAUUAGGAAUAGUACCAUUGGGUACAACUCAUAGCUAAGCAGAAAGGGAACUUGGCUUGUGACCAAAGUGUUGCCAGUUUGAGUCCACACCAGGUCAAGGGCUUGGGUACCACUGAGCAAGGUACCCAAUCCCCCAUUGCUGUUAAUUGGACCCCUUUGAGCCAAUUAACCGCAUCCGGUGUCGUCCUAGCGUUGGUCCCAAACCCGGAUAAAUGUGUCAGGAAGGGCAUCCAGCGUAAAAAUCUUUGCCAAAUCAAAUAUAAGGAUCAUCCGCUGUCACCAAAAUAACCAGCCCUUUCAAUUCUUUGGCAUCCUUCCCUUGGGGUACGCCCACAGUGUAUUCUCAUUCAAAGCUUGACGUCUUGUUGAGACAAACAGCCUCAGACUGAGCAGGAAUAGUCCACAUAAAGGUACUGUUCUCAGUUGAAAUGCAAGCCUGACCCAAGACUUUACCAUUCCAAACCAUACUAGACCGUACCAUGAUGGAAACAUGGCUUAAGCAAAAACGUGGUUGCUAGCUGAUUUUUACGACUCGAAAACAGGCUUACCCUAAUAAAACCAACACGUGGAGAAGUCUAUGAUAUCUUAGAACUUAACUUAGAUGUUUGCAUUCACUCUCCCACACCAAAGUCCAUAGAGAAAAUCAGUGAUAACACCACAGCACACAUGAGUUGUUGAUUCACUGCUGCCUCCAUCAGUAACUUCAAAUGUCUUAUUUUGUCACUUCGGUGAAUGAAAUCCUUUGUUCAGAUUUACUACAGUGACACAAACUGACCACACAAGGCAGCGCUUUGGUGAGGGAGAGUGAGCGGUUUACCAAACGACACAAUCAGCUAAGACCAUGUGUUUGCUACACUUCAGAUAUCUGUACUGCCCCUUUAAUCUGCAACAUUCAUAUGAAGGAACAAUCUUUUGCUCGUAAUGAAGGAAAACCUUAUUGUGGUCAGUUGUUUACAGUAUUUGUCGAAGCAGGUAAUUAAAAAAGAAAACCUGAAUAAUAUAUAAUGUUCACACAUUUUUCCAAACAUUUAUUUAUUUAUUUAUUUAUUCAUCUAAUUCAUUAUUUUAAUGUUUCCAUCUUACCAUUUGAUUGUGUUUCACCAUGUGCAUUGAUCUUCUUAAGUGCCCAUUACAUUUAAUUUUUUCGGUCGAAUUAUAAUUGUCAACCUGCGGGGCUGAAAAUUCUCAAGCUAGCCAACGAGCAAAAACAGCUUUUUAGCUUUGUGAUUAUCCUGAUUUGAACAAAACAUUUUUAGCACAAACUUACGUGACAUGGGAGGUUUCAAGCACAUCAUGCUAGCUAUUCAAAUGGUGUCAAAAGGACAUCAUUGCUAGGCAGCUAGCAUGUGGAUAAUGCUAACAUAAGAAAGAUACACAGAUGAAAAACAGAACAUUUUUCUCUUGUGAUUAAUUUUGACCAAAUAAAAUCUGAUUUUACCUCCGAACUUCCAUUUCACCACUCACAAAUUCUGAACUUUCUGAGGGGGACGACAUGGAAUUAUCUCAUAAAACACUAUAAACACAACGCCAUUUGAAGGCACCACGAGAUACAAACUAACAUUGUGUUGAAUGCUAACAAGGCACGUGACUGGUGUCACAAGUAUAUUUGAAUGAAUUUUCAGCCCCAACAAAGGGUCAAUAUUUAAUAUCUUUAAACUAUACAUUUUCAGACUUGUUUUUUAUGAAGCUCAGAAAACUGCUAAAUCUCUCAUUUGGCUAUUUUUGGAUUUGUUGGUGUCAACAAACACCCAGACAUGUUUUUUUACAGAAGUUAUCCGGGCCUUGUUUGCUGGAUAGUUGGCAUUAGUGUUAUUAAAAAAAAUAAUGUUGAAUGUUAUGGAAUUGCCUUGAUUUAAAGUUGUUCAGUUAGCUAUGAAAAAUUAAACAAAAAUUUCAGAACUCAUGUACUCAUUUGAGGGAACCUUCGUUUAUGAAUGUUUUUUUAAUUACUCGAUUGUACAAUAUGCAACACUUGAGUACCACUAGUCUUCAAGACCAAAACAAAUGUUAAUGCAAAAGCUAAUGCUUGUAACCUAAGAUGCCUGUUCUAGCAAUCACUAGUAAACACAGACAUGGACUUUCUGAGUUCCAAAUUGGAAGUUUCAAAGUCUUCAGACGUACUUAAAUUAGACACCACAUAAAUCAGCCAGAAAACUCAUCUCUUUUCCGGCUGUUUUUGACAUAAAAGUGAAGAUGGUGGAUAGAUGUUGUGCCAAAAACAGUCAGAGACAGGCUAACGGAAGAACAUUUUACCAGAUCCCCACAGAUCCAGAGAGAAAGCCUAGACUAGAGUUACCAACAUUAGCAGCAUUAGCACAGCAAUUAUUUACAUCUCACUGCCUGUUGCUAAUGCUAAUGUUAUGCUAAGAUGGGUGUAAUAGCCCGAUUUGUGUGUUUUGAGGUAACACGAAGUACUGUAGUAUAAUUGGGUAAUGACACUAACCCUUCCAGUGACAACUUGACCCCACUGUUUACAAACUCGUAAAAAGCACAGAAAAACUGUCAAGUUUUGCGAUAUAUCGGUCAAUCUCCGUGGAUUUAAAGUUUGAUGCACUUGCCUGCCAACAUGGCGGUUCAAAGAAACUGAGUCACGCGAUGUCCAGAGCUCGACACGUUUGUAGCAAUGUUUGGCCCCAAGAUAUGUUUGCAUUCAAAUUUUUCCGACUUUAACUGGAACACUCCCAGUUUUGACUUCUGUUGUAAAUGGAACGCAUCAAUUUUGAAUGAAAAAAAAGUGUGAUGAUAUCAGUGAACUAUGAUACAGCUCAUAUUUGUUUUUGGCAUCUAGUGAGGCAAAAAUGUUGCAUAAUGGAGCUUUAACAGAACAACACAGGACGUAUAAUCCAAGGUGUGUCACUGUCAGUGCAUAGUUUUCUUUUCCUCAAAUGGAUUUGUGGUUCAAGCUUUUAAAGCACUGGUCAGUUUGUGAGAACAUCAUGUUGCCUGCCUUUUCCACUCUGUAUUUACUCUCAUGUCUGUCACUGUUCACACUCAACACUGAAAUAAAGCAUUGAUUCCUAAACAGCA
Molecule: messenger RNA, 7933 nt
Organism: Solea solea (common sole)
Lineage: Eukaryota; Metazoa; Chordata; Actinopteri; Pleuronectiformes; Soleidae
Product: tripartite motif-containing protein 2-like
Exons: 13
Coding region: 282-2297 (671 amino acids)
Biological process (GO): negative regulation of translation; proteasome-mediated ubiquitin-dependent protein catabolic process; protein polyubiquitination
Molecular function (GO): ubiquitin protein ligase activity; translation repressor activity; zinc ion binding
Source: RefSeq, a predicted model, not a curated record